AUGACUGAAAUCCAGGCCACUCUGGAGUUUUCUGUGGAACUCCACAAAUUUUACAAUGUUGACCUGUUUCAACGCGGAUUCUACCAGAUCCGAGGCAGUAUCAAAGUGCCUCCCAGAGUUCCACACAAAGUUGAGGCCAGUCUCCUACAUCCAGAAGGUUCAGAUUUGGCAUUUCCCGCUUCCGUGCAAGAUGAUGUAAUAAGCAGCAAAACAUUCCAAAUUCUGUACAAAAACGAAGAGGUGGUGAUCAACGAUGUUCUCAUAUUCAAAGUCAUGAUGCUUCUGGAUGAGAAGAAGGUGGAGGAAACCCUGAAUGAAACAGAUUUUCAGCUAUUUCUAGAUUUGUACUUUACUGAUGGAGACUACACACCCGAUGAUCCAAAUUCUUUGCAAAGUAUUAGUGGGCGCUCCCUUCGUUUGCACUUUAGCCUUCAGAAAGGCAUCCAUCAACACAUCAAUGUCAUGUUUGACUAUUUUCACCUCUCUGUCAUCUCUGUUGCCAUCCACGCCUCUCUUGUGGCCCUACACCAACCUCUUGUCAGUUUUCCUCGACCUGUGAAACCCACGUGGUUAAAUCGUAAUGCUCCCGCUCAAAGCAAAGAUUCUCUGAUUCCACCUCUGGAAAGUGUGGUGUUUGGAAGUGGUUAUGUAAAGCAGGUGUCACCAGAUGGUCGAACUUUUGUGAUCUCUGAGCACUGUCUUCAGCAUGCCCACAGUCUGCAUCAAAACCUCUGCUCCAACCUCUUAGCUGCUUACCAAGGUCUUUUUGGAUACUUCACCGAUAUCACAAAGGAUCUGCCUUCCUCCCAUCGCAUAGAAUUAGCAAAACCCAGCAUGCAAGUCCUUUAUGAGCGAGUUCUCAGAAGACCCUAUCCCCGAAGUCAAAGACACGUCUACAUAGAACAACAUGACUUAGAAGCACGUUUAGUUGAUUUAUGUGAACAGAUCAAGACAAAAGCAGAGUCUCCUGAUGAGCUGGCAGAGCUGGUAAACAUGAACCUGGCCCAACUGUGCUCACUGCUAAUGGCUCUGUGGGGUCAGUUUUUAGAGGUGGUUUCUCUUCAAGAGCAUGUUGCUGCUAUAUUGGCUAUGGAACAUCAUGCAUUAAGAGUUAGGCGAUUUGCUGAGGCUUUCUUUUGUUUGGAGCACCCCAGGCAAUCUGCUCUGGCAUAUCAGGAGCUUCAUGCGCACAGUCACCAGCAAAUGACUAACGCAAUCAAAAGUUCCAGCUAUUUCCUGUCUCUGCCGCCACUUCCUGUAGAAUGUGUGGACCUGGAUGGUGACGUCAACUCCCUGCCAAUCAUUUUUGAGGAUAGAUAUCUUGAUUCCGUCAUCGAAGAUCGAGAUGGACCAUGGCUCGGGGUGAACAAUACACGCAGUGGUUUGAUGUCUGGAAAAAGUGAAAAGUCUAACUGUAAGGAGUCCAGCGCUUCAGCGAGCCCCAUACCUGAAUCCCGGUGCAGCUCAGAAGACAACACCUGGCCAGACUAUGAUCCGCCUCCUAAAUCCAAAGGAAAGUCUUCCUCACAGCAUGACCUGAAGUGGUACGAAUGCACCUCCACACCACAGAUGAAAGCGUUCAUCAAAGCUAAAGAGGAAAUGAAGCAGCUAAGACUCCCUGGCUUCUUAUACAGUGAAGUCCCUGAGCUGGCGUCCACCGUGCCCUAUUUCAGUUUAGAGGAGGAUGAAAGUUGCACAGAGGGCAUCCACCUCAUAGUCUGCGUCCAUGGGCUGGAUGGCAACAGUGCAGAUCUUAGACUAGUCAAAACGUACCUAGAGCUUGGACUCCCUGGUGCACGUAUAGACUUUCUCAUGUCUGAGAGAAAUCAGAAUGACACAUUUGCUGACUUUGAAUCCAUGACAGAUAGGCUACUAGAUGAAAUAAUUCAGUACAUCCAAAUUUACAAUCUCACAGUAUCUAAGAUAAGCUUUGUAGGUCAUUCUUUGGGAAACCUCAUUGUACGCUCAGUGUUGACUCGUCCGAGGUUUAAAUGUUACUUGAGCCGGCUGCACACUUUUCUUUCACUUUCUGGACCUCACCUCGGCACUUUGUACAACAGCUCGGCUCUUGUAAACACAGGCCUUUGGUUUAUGCAAAAGUGGAAGAAGUCCGGAUCACUUCUGCAGCUCACGUGUCGGGAUCACUCUGAUCCUCGUCAAACAUUCCUCUAUAAGCUCAGCAAAAAAUCAGGUCUACAGUAUUUCAAGAAUGUGGUGCUUGUGGGCUCCCUGCAGGAUCGUUACGUGCCAUACCAUUCGGCUCGUAUAGAGAUGUGCAAAACUGCUUUGAAGGAUAAACAGACAGGCCCUGUGUAUGCUGAGAUGAUAGAGAAUUUGCUGCUGCCUGUACUUCAGAACAAAGACUGUAAUCUUGUGCGAUACGAUGUCAUUCACGCUCUGCCCAACACGGCCAACUCUCUGAUCGGUCGGGCUGCUCACAUUGCAGUUCUGGAUUCUGAGAUCUUCCUGGAGAAGUUCUUCCUGGUUGCUGGCCUUAAGUUCUUUCAGUAA
Messenger RNA from Knipowitschia caucasica, 2511 nucleotides. NCBI's taxonomy places the organism in Eukaryota, Metazoa, Chordata, Actinopteri, Gobiiformes, Gobiidae. The record is from the annotation of a GenBank genome assembly.